AUGCAACGUCUAUCUGUAUCAGUGUUGAUUUCAUUUUUGGUACUCAUCAUCGUAUCAAUUACAUUUGUCUGGAAUGAACAAUCAUGUUCACAAAUACCUUUAAUUCUUACUAAUGAUUGUCAUUUAUCAUUAAUUGAAAGUGAUCAUUUUAUAUGUGAAUCAAAUAAUAUUUGGAAUGAACGGAAAAUUGUGUAUCAAACACAAGAUAAAGAAAACAUGAUGAAACGUCAAAGCAAUAUCUUUUUUCUAUCGAAUUGGGAACCAAAUUUUCAUUGUUCUCAUGCAAGACGAAUAGGUCAGAUGGGUGAUGGUGGUAAAUGGGUAUGUGAUCCUUAUCGAUUGAAAUCUCGAUUAGAUUGUUUAGUGUACAGUGUUGGAUCCAAUGGUGAUUUUAGUUUUGAAAUCUAUAUGAAAAAAACUAUGCUACAUUGUGAAAUUCAUACUUUUGAUUUAAAUCUAUAUGUUUGUCCAAAAGAUAUUUGUAUAUUUCAUCAAAUUACAUUUGGAAAUGGUAUUAAUCCAAAAGGUUCCAAAAAUUGGACAACUAUUCUACAAGAAUUGAAUCAUAUUCAACGAAAAAUUGAUAUAUUGAAAAUUGAUAUUGAAGGUGGUGAAUAUAUAUUUUUUCCUCUACUUAUGCAAUCACCAGCAAGUUCUCUACCACAACAAAUACUCGUCGAGAUUCAUCCGAAUGAUCCCGAUACAAUUCAUGCAUUUUUUGAACUCUUUCGAAAACAUCACUACGUCAUCUUCAACAAAGAACCAAAUCUUCUUAUUGGACAUCAAUUUUUUGAAUAUGCCUUCUUAAAAUUGAAUCCAUCCUUUUUCAAUUCUUUGCCUAUAAUUUCUCGAAAGAAGUAG
Molecule: messenger RNA, 861 nt
Organism: Rotaria sp. Silwood1
Lineage: Eukaryota; Metazoa; Rotifera; Eurotatoria; Philodinida; Philodinidae
Source: the annotation of a GenBank genome assembly